AUGGCCUCUUGUUCAACUUCAAAUCACAGUUCACCAUCUGGCAGUUUGCUUCCCCAAAUUUUAUCUAAGCAUCGACCGCUUGAGGUCCCUGUGAAUACCGCUCCUUCGCCUGAAAGUAAUCUGUCGAACAACGAAUACAUUCUUAGUGAUUGCAAACUCAUGGCGGCGAUGGAUGAAAAAUUUCUUGAACUUCUGCCUCACUUUGAAGCUCUAAAGAGAAGCCAGUGUUACAUCAGGAAUUUCCUUCGAAGAAAGGCAGAAAAAGUCAGAAGAGGUGAAAACGUCGACGACAACUUAACAGACUGGAUGGAAGACGGCAUGGGCUCUGCUGAAGAAAAUGAUGGCCAAUUAGUUACUCCAGUAAUUCUACUUCCACGGCUCUUUGAAAGUAAAGCCGAAAUGGCGAAGCUUGAGAAUCGUUCAUUUGUCUUUAAACUUUGGCUUCGAAGAAUAAAUAUUACAAGAUGUGAGAAUUACGACGAAUACAUCUCCCUUCAGGAUCUUGAGCACGCCAUUUAUGAAGUCCAUGAAGCUAUCGAGGAAUAUAAAGAAUUUAUUAUCAUGAACUUCUACAACAUGAAGAAGCUAGAGGAAAUGGGCCCUUUCUUUGCAGACCGCCAGGAGGCAUCAAUAAAUAAGGUUUUAGAAGAGCAAGAAAAAGCAAGUUUUAAAUUGACGAUGGAGGAUAUUGACCGGUUUCAUUGCCCUAAUGCUCGACUGAGCGCUUUGCUUGGUCUUAAACUCGACUUCCUCGACCGUCUCAAGGAAGUGCCACCAGAACAUUGUGAGCAUCGAACUCUUGGCGACUGGAUUGUUGUCUUUUUACGCAACAACAUAAUUCGAGAAACGUUCACAUCCAAAGACAGCAACGUAGUUACGAAGGAAUUGCUUGAAGCAAUCGGUUUUGACCCCCUAAGUACUACAGUUGAAACUAUCAUUUCGCGUUCAAGAAACAUGCAACGUCACAUCGAGGCGUACGAGUGGGCAGAGAUUUUCAUUAGAGAUGAAGUUAAGUACCAUCCUUUGCUGUAUUCCCUAUCAAGUCCCUAUCCUUUCCAAGCCAAUUUAAUUAACUCGUGGUUUCAACUGCCAAGCAGAACAAAUGAAGAAAGCGAAUGUGAAAUAGACCCAUGCCAAGUUAACAUCAUGAACCUCGUGACAGAGGAAUCCAAAGCGAGUAAUGCCACUCAGACCAUCCUUAAUGAAUUUUUGCCAAGAGAAGAGCAACUGCUUUUUCAUGGUACAGAUCACUUCAGCGCGGCCGACAUCUUCCUCCGAGGGAUAGAUUUGAGCGCUGGGCGGCAGAAGCGUGAUUUUAGCUGCGGAUCAGGCUUUUACUUAUCCAACAGUUUAGACAGUGCAUUAAACUGGGCCAAAAGCACCACAGCCAAACCAGCCAUUCUGGUUUUCAAAGUGAAUGGCGAUAUUUUAAAUGAUGCAAGACCACUAAAUUUGAUCAACAAUGAGGAAAGAUGGAGUGAAAUUGUAUCGUCAUUUCGACUGGGUCGACGGACGGCAAAAACGCGGAAGAGUUUGAAUUCAUUUGACUUCAUCGAAGGUCCUGUUGCUACAUUAGCAUCCAGCGAAUCAUCUGAGGUUAUCUUUGAGCCAAAACCCUCGUCCCAUCAAAUAUGCCUAAUAUCAGACGAAUUUGGAGAAAAAUUUCACCAAACUCUUCAUUCUAUAAUAUUCUACUACUUUUCUUAA
Molecule: messenger RNA, 1707 nt
Organism: Porites evermanni
Lineage: Eukaryota; Metazoa; Cnidaria; Anthozoa; Scleractinia; Poritidae
Source: the annotation of a GenBank genome assembly